Molecule: messenger RNA, 759 nt
Organism: Portunus trituberculatus (swimming crab)
Lineage: Eukaryota; Metazoa; Arthropoda; Malacostraca; Decapoda; Portunidae
Product: formin-like protein 3
Exons: 6
Coding region: 1-759 (252 amino acids)
Source: RefSeq, a predicted model, not a curated record
AUGAAGAGGGAAGCAACUCAGAUUUUUAAGGGUGAAGAUGAAGUUCUAGAGAAGGAAAUGAGACAGUCCUCACGAGAAUUUAAAGUGUGUAAGAGUGCAAACAGUCCAUUGAGCGGCGCCACGCAUGAACAAGAGGCGCAGGUGACGCUCUUAUUGGCUACAGCCCUUCACCCCUUCAGCCCUUCAGUCUCCCCACUUACGCCCUGCCACAAGAGGUUCAUGAAUGGAUCACCCCAUCACUCAUACUCUCCAAUAAGCUCCCAUUUCCACACUCCGCCCCGCCCCCCCCCCGCCCCCCUCUAUUCCCCAAUUAGGAGCCUAAGGAGAGAGCCGUCACUCAUGCCCCCAGCCGCUCACCACCACCUCCUCACCCCACUAAUCCUCUCCCCACCCCGUCUCUAUCCCACCAAUCCUCGUCGCACCCCCUCCCCACCCCAGCAAGGCUCUAAGGUUCACGCAUUAACGGCUCUCUUCAACCACCAGCGCCACCACAAGCCCCCAGUCUGCCCUCCCUUGCCUUUCCUCAGUCGGUGUCAUGCUACCCUCAAACCCUCAUCACCGCCGCCGCCGCCUCACCUGCUCCCCUGCACACCUCCACCUGCAAUUUGCCGCACAUUUGGCGCUAAGUGUCAAGCAACUUCCCUUAAACAAGACACAGUUAGAAUUAAGAGACACAACCACAAAAAUACUAAGAAAUACGAACUCCAGCACCUUGAGUUUUAUGAUCCUCCUCCAUUACACCUCUCCAAAUGCUCCUAA